Molecule: messenger RNA, 2972 nt
Organism: Exophiala oligosperma
Lineage: Eukaryota; Fungi; Ascomycota; Eurotiomycetes; Chaetothyriales; Herpotrichiellaceae
Product: methylenetetrahydrofolate reductase
Exons: 1
Coding region: 393-2330 (645 amino acids)
Biological process (GO): tetrahydrofolate interconversion
Cellular component (GO): cytosol
Molecular function (GO): FAD binding; methylenetetrahydrofolate reductase [NAD(P)H] activity
Source: RefSeq, a predicted model, not a curated record
CCGGACCAAUUCAUUCUUGCAUGUGCAGACCGCUCACGACUGUGCAAAUCUCAUACUCCACCACGUUCGGCGGGAUUGACUUCGGUGGCUGCGGGAAGCACCUCUUCUUUUCUGUCAACAUUUCGACUCUGACAAACAUUUCUCUACCUUGUUGAAGCCAACUUUUUUUUACACCAAAUGCAGCGAGAACUUGCCGACAGGUGGGCUCGUAGCCGUUAUAUCGGUUGAUUCGGAGGGGGAGGUAAACGCAGUUGGUCUGCGUCGUUACACCAGGGAAAGAGAGGCCCAACAUAUCAAACAAAAAUACAAAAAAGAACAAACACAACAACUGUCGCUUCCGAUCCUUUUAGCACUCCCUUGCUUCCCUUCCCUCCUGGCCGCAGAGAGCCACCAUGGUCAAUAUGCAUAUCUCAGAGAAGCUCGCUUCGAAUUUGAAGGAGAACAAACCCAGCUUCUCCUUCGAGUUUUUCCCUCCCAAAACUGCACAGGGUGUCCAGAACCUUUACGAUCGAAUGGACCGCAUGCACGAUCUUGGUCCUCUUUUUAUAGACAUCACCUGGGGUGCUGGUGGAAGAAACUCACAAUUGACAUGUGAAAUGGUCAACGCAGCUCAAAGCCACUAUGGUUUAGAGACUUGUAUGCAUUUGACUUGCACGGACAUGGAACGCUCACAAGUCGACCGGGCCCUCGACCGGGCCCGCGAUGCUGGUUGCAAGAACAUUCUGGCUCUGCGAGGUGAUCCACCCCGAGACAAGGAGAAGUGGGAAGCAAAAGAUGGAGGAUUCCGACACGCAAGAGACUUGGUCAAGCACAUAAGGGCCAAGUAUGGCAAUAUCUUUGAUAUUGGGGUUGCUGGCUAUGCAGAAGGAUGUGAUGACAAUCGAGACGUGGAUGUUCUGAUUGAUCACCUGAAGGAAAAAGUUGACGCCGGUGCUACGUUCAUUGUCACGCAGAUGUUCUACGACGUCGACAUCUUCCUGAACUGGGUCCGAAAAUGUCGAGAUAGAGGCAUCAACGUCCCGAUCAUCCCCGGAAUCAUGCCUAUUUCGACUUAUGCAUCGUUCAUGAGGCGAGCCGAGUGGACCAAAUGCAACGUUCCCAAGGAAUGGUACGAAGCCUUAGAGCCGGUGAAGAACGAUGAUGCUGCAGUAAGGGACAUUGGCAAGGAUUUGAUUGCCCAGAUGUGCCGUAAGAUUCUGGACGCUGGCAUCUUGCACUUGCACUUCUACACCAUGAACCUGGCACAAUCUACGAGACUGAUUCUUGAAGAGCUGGUAUUGACCCCAGAAACCUCAGGCAAGCCACUAGAGAAACCACUGCCAUGGCGUCAAUCUCUUGGCUUGAAUCGUAGGGACGAAAAUGUCAGGCCAAUAUUCUGGCGCAACCGCAAUACGUCCUAUAUUGCCAGGACAGCAGAUUGGGAUGAAUUUCCCAACGGUCGUUGGGGUGACAGUCGAAGUCCUGCUUUCGGUGAGCUUGACGCGUAUGGAAUUGGAUUGAAAGGCACGAACGAGGCGAACAUCAAGCUUUGGAACAAACCCAAGACACUUCGAGAGAUUACAGAACUUUUUGUCCGAUUCCUCAACGGUGGAUUGGAAAGAUUGCCUUGGAGCGAAGGAACAAUUUCGGCAGAGGCGAGCAUCAUCAAAGAGGAUCUCCUCAAGUUGAACAAGCGUGGUCUCCUGACCAUCAACUCACAGCCAGCUGUUGAUGGAGCGGCCUCUUCUGAUCCCGUUCAUGGAUGGGGACCACCUGGAGGAUGGGUAUACCAGAAGGCGUACCUGGAGCUGUUGGCAUUCCCUUCCAUGAUCGACACGAUCAUCGAAAGGCUCAACGCCAACAAAAACCUGACCUACUACGCAGUCAACAAGCAUGGCAAACUCAUCACCAACGCAAAGGACGAAGGACCAAACGCGGUGACAUGGGGUAUCUUCCCUAACCGAGAAGUGGUUCAACCUACCAUCGUCGAGACAGUGUCUUUCCUAGCGUGGAAGGACGAAGCUUUCCGACUUGGAGAGGAUUGGGCCAAGUGUUACCCAGCCGGCUCCGCAUCACGCAAGUUGGUCCAGGAGAUGAUGAACGAGUGCUACCUCGUGAACAUUGUCAACAAUGAUUUCCACAACACACGCGAGAUCUUCACCGUCUUCGAAGGCCUUGAGGCUGAAGACCUUGACCAGGUCUUCACCGAUGACGGUGCUGAUGUCCAAAAUAACCCCUCCAGAGACGUCUUAAACGGCGAAGCCUCGGCGUCCGAAAUCGAAAAGAACAUUACGAAUGCAAACCAACAACGGAUCCCCUUCCAAACCAACGGGGUUGCCCCAGUAAAAUAAACGGAUGAUCCUAUAUAGGACAUGUGCUGUCAACCAGCUCUGUCGAUGAUACGCGUCCUAACGCAUACGUGGCACAGGACACAUUACGAGACUUUUUUGCUCUUAGAGAGACCCCCAGGAGCUUUUAUCACGGUGGCAUACUUCAACCACGUUUUGCCCCGACAAACCAUUUUUGUUUUUAUGUUUUUAUGUUCCCCAUCGGCGUUCCAUGGCAAAGAGACAAGAGGGAGGUUGGAAUGCACGAUCAGAGGAAGAAUUUUCCCGGCGGCAUUUGGAACACCUUUUGAUGGACUUGAUAAAAAAGAUUGGAGCGAAAAAUAUCUCAUUUCAACAUGAUACCCCCCCAGAGCGUGACGAGAGAAGAAGAAAAGUGCGGUAUUCCUGUUUUUAACGAAGCGACGAUGUGAUGUCUACGAAAGAAGAAGAAGAGAAAAAAAAGAAGAGAGAAGAGAGGGUGGUGGAUGGGCACGGGCAGGUACUAUUCUGCCAGAGUGUGGUGACUCGUAACGAGUGAGUUAGUUUGGUGGACUUGAGGGGGACCUUUUCAACCAUAGGUCCCCCUUGCAACGACGUCCUCUUUUGUUGACAAGGUAGCUUAGUAUCAGAAAGACUAGGAAUACAACAAGUGUAGCUGAGCGAAUA